Molecule: messenger RNA, 4140 nt
Organism: Centruroides sculpturatus (bark scorpion)
Lineage: Eukaryota; Metazoa; Arthropoda; Arachnida; Scorpiones; Buthidae
Product: protein tramtrack, beta isoform-like
Exons: 5
Coding region: 429-1982 (517 amino acids)
Biological process (GO): regulation of transcription by RNA polymerase II
Cellular component (GO): nucleus
Molecular function (GO): protein binding
Source: RefSeq, a predicted model, not a curated record
ACCGUUAGGAGGAAAGAGGAACGGCCGAAUUAGCAUCGUUUAUAGUAAAUGUUUACAAACGACGGGAAGAAAAUGUCGGUAGCGCCAUCGACGAAAAGUUUUUUUGGAAAGGAAAAUAUCGGAUUUGACGCGUUUUGAUUAAUGGUUAAAAAUAGUUAUCGUCGGGGCGAUGAGAAAGGCAGGAGAAAUAAAAGAGAGUAAAGUGACAAAUCAUUAGGGAAGGUGGAUUUGUGCAAUCGAGAGGGAGGGUCAUUCCGGACAUUGCCAUACACCUAUGUGUUGCUCGGCUAAUUUGUUAUUUGCAUGGGAAAAAUUCCACUAACCAAGCGAAUAUGUUUGAAUAUCGAGAGGCACAAAUACGUAAAAUGGUCUUAUAUCAAUUGUUAGUAUAUGUGGAAUUAAAAUAGUGUAUAAAAAUAAGUAAAAACAUGGGAACAGAACAGUUUUGUUUGAAAUGGAAUAAUCAUCAUUCCAAUAUGUUGACUGUAUUUGAACAAUUACUUUCAAAUGAAGCUCUUGUUGAUGUUACGCUAGCUUGUGAAGGACUCAGUAUGAAAGCACAUAAAAUGGUUUUAUCAGCCUGCAGUCCAUUUUUUCAAAAUCUUUUUCUUGAAAAUCCUUGUAAACAUCCAAUUGUAAUUUUAAAAGACAUGAAAUACAGGGAUUUAAAGGCCAUAGUUGAUUUUAUGUAUCGUGGCGAAGUUAAUGUUUCUGAAGACCAGUUGACUGCAUUGUUGAAGACUGCUGAAACGCUAAAAGUGAAAGGAUUGGCCGAAGUUAUGUACGAAAACAAACAAGAUACUGUUAUACAUGAAGAUGCAAAACAACAGAUGAACAGAUCUCAAUUGUCGUGUGGCAAUCGUCCCAAAGAAAAUAGAAUUCUGAGUGCAUCUUCUGUUCGAAGGAAACACGGACGGUCAAGAAAACAUUCCUUAAGUGAUUCUGUUCAUAGUGAUAGUGAUAGUCAUGUGCCAACAAAAACAAAGGAGAUUGAGUCUUCGUUGAAUACGGAAGAUAAUGCUAUGGAAUGUGUUGUUGACGAGGAUGUCCAACAUAAACAAAAUACUAAGUUUGCUUCCAGGAGGCUGGAUACUUCUACAGAUUCACAGUCGCAAUCAGUUCAUUGUAACAAUUUUAAAAUGCAAACAUAUUCAAUGCUUCCAUCCAUUGUUUCAAAAGAAAAUACUUCAGUUGAAGAGACAAAAUCAGGUGACGAAGUGGAAUUCGAUAUCGAACCAUCUAAAUUAAUGGAACAAACAUUAACAGAAAAUAUGCCAGUAUUUGCAAAUAGUCAUCCACAAACUAGUGCUCUUCCAUUAUCUUCUCAAACAUCUUCUGUUGAAAUAAGUGGAAAUGUAUUAGAUAACCAACUCUGUCAUAUUUCAAACAAUGGAGAUGGAUCAGCUCUAGUCCCUGUAUCUGUCUCAGUUGAUACGCCUACCUCAACAAAUGAAUUUGCUCAAGAAGAUAUACCUGAUGUUAAACCCGAAAACAUUUCCUUUGAAAGCACUCGACUAUCACCCAUACCCGGACCUUCUCAACAGCAAAAGGAUAAAAGUAAUUCGGUCGUAUCUUAUCUCGAUAAUUCUAUGGUACCAGCAAUUCCCGGACCAAGUAAUUAUCAAUCUGAAAAUUCCCAAGUUAGUUUUCAGCAACAGCAUGGACAAGACUGCAUUUCGUCACUCGUGAAGACAAGUAAUGCAUCAUUUCAAAAUUUACAAAAAAAUCAAAGCAAACUUUAUGAAAAGAAAUCAAAGUCUUUGCAGGAAAAAGUACGAAAUAGGCCUUUCUGUCCAGUGUGUCUAAAAUCAUUUUUCGAUGCAAGCAAUCUUAGAAGACACAUGGAAAUCCAUUAUUAUCAGCGCAAGAACUACAUCUGCCAGCUGUGCACCAGACGUUUUUCUUGGAAGACUCACCUCAUGACGCACAUUCGAACGUGCCAUGUUACGGAAACAUCUGCGGAAGGAAGUGGUUUUAGAUAAUGUGAUUGCAAAAUUUUUGUCCUCAUCUUAAUUAAUUCAAAAUAGUAUUUAGUGUGCAGUUCAAGUACAAUUCUGUUUUUGUAGCUGGGAUUUAUAGAUAAAUUCAUAUUUUUUUUUUUUGGAAUAUUCAUUUCUUUGUUGAUGCAUUUUUGUCAGGUUAAAACAUGUUAUUCUUAUUGAUGUUAAGAAAAGAAAUCAAUGAGAAUAAACCAAAAUAUGGAAUUAAUAAUUUUGCCAAAACCUCAUAUUUUAAAGAAUUUUUAAACUAUUUGUUUUUAAAAGUGUAUAUAGGCCUGUUGAAGUAUUUUAAAUUAUAUUAAAAGCUGAUAAUGCUACAAUACUUCCAGUACUUUAAUAGUAAAAUUAUUAACACCAUCAUAAAUAUUUUAUUAAAGCAUCAAAGAGAAUAAAAUGUACUCCUCAUCAAGACUUUUUUGAACAACAAUAAAAAAUUAUAUACAAAUUAAUAAGGAGGUAAAAUUUUAAUAUUCUAAAAUAUAACAUUUGGUUAACUUUUAAAUAAUUACAAAUUUAUGUUAUGGAUAUAGUUAUCACUACUAUAAAAGCAGAGAAAUAGAAAUAAAUAGGCAAAUGUACUGUACAUUCUGUACUUUUUCCUUAAACUUUUCUGUUUAAAAUUUUCUAUUUUUUUGAGAGUAAUUUCAGGUAGAAGAGAGAAAAUUGCUAUAUUUUAUAGUUUCUGUACAUAACGAUUUUCGUAAAACCAUAAGUUUUACAGUUUUCUAUCAUAUGCAGUGCUAAUUUUAAUUUCUUCCACUUAAAAAAGAACGUAAGGCACUUUCUUUUCUCAAGACUCCCUUUCUUAGAUUGGUGCCAUCUUUUUUUCAUUUUUAUGUUUACCAAUCUCAUUUUAUUUUCCUGUGUUUCUUGUUAUUUGUUUUAUUCCCAAUCACAUUUUUGUGUAUGUGAUUUUUUUUUUUUUUUUAGAAAUGUUUCUGAAAGUAACUCUACCAAACUGUCCAAUCUUCAUAUGAAAAAAAAAAGUUGCUAUCAAAUGAAAAAAAAGCUGAACUCAUAGUAAAAUAAAAGCAUAAAGGAAUGUAGUUUAUUUUUUGCUACUCAAAUGAUUAUAUAACAUUUUUUGCUUUCUGAAAUGUUAACUAUUUUUGAAAUGGGCAUCAUGAGCAUAUAGAAACAUUGGUUUUGGUGACUACAUGGCCCAUGGAGGCUAGAGUGUCUGCCUGCUACUGUGGAGACCUCAAUUUAGAUCUGAUUGGAUUCUUAGAAAUUUUGUGUGGUGAUCUGGUCUAAAUAUAUUUGGUCUCAUCAUUUUCCAUUUUCAUCAAUUGUAACUGUGUAUAUAACAAUGAUAUAUUGACCAUAAUCAUAGAAAAAGUGGAUAAAUAUAUAUUUAUCCACUUUUGCAUAUGCAAAAGCAGUGGUGUGGACAUGGCAUGAUAUUCAUGAUACAUCUGCACCUAAAACAUGGACAGUUUUCAGUUCUUUUCUAGCAUAAUGAUCUAAAAGUACUGAAAAGGGAAGAGAAAGUCUUAUAGAUUGAAACUAGAAUUUUAGAAAAACUGUAUGAUGAAAAAAUUAGAGAAUCAUAGUAGAUUUGUAUUUACACCAAAUUAAUCAAUAGUGAAGUUGUAUGAGGUAGUCAAAAAUGAACCAAACUUUUGACAUAGGUUUUAUUAUACAACACACAACUCUAGCAUCACAACACCUUUAAAGCAAGUUCUUAUGGAUAGUUACUACUACCAAUAUCCAUAUUUUCACUUAACAAAAACUGACUUACAGGAUUGCUUUGAGGGUUUCUGUUACCUGCAGUUUCUAUCUUUGAUGCUGUUAAGAACCUGUGACCUUUUGAUUUCUUUUGUUUUGGGGAACAGAUGAAAGUAUACAGGGGCAAGAUCAGAGGACUAAUGCAGGUUUUUUUUACUGUUUCCACCCUGUGGGCAUUAAGAGGUCUUUUUUUAGAUCCAUUUUCGGUUUGACCAGGCCAACAAUGGUACAGUGAGACAGCUGGAUGGUGAGGAAGGAGGCCUAACAUAUUUGCAAUGAACCAACUUCCAAUUUUUCAUCAUCCUAUAUUCAAUCCUGGAUCCCCAGAACCAUCAGAGUUGACAUGUGUCCUGGGAGACCUGCUACUGCAAGGAAAGUUGAGACAAUUAAGAUAGUAAGGGAAGAGAUAAGA